Molecule: messenger RNA, 2583 nt
Organism: Aspergillus tanneri
Lineage: Eukaryota; Fungi; Ascomycota; Eurotiomycetes; Eurotiales; Aspergillaceae
Exons: 2
Coding region: 1-2583 (860 amino acids)
Source: RefSeq, a predicted model, not a curated record
AUGAACUCAAAUUCUCUUGACCUUCUUCUAGCGUUAAAUGGAGGGGAUCCUGCGCCCGUUGCGUUGGAAAUCAGAGACGUCGACGGUCCUUACCCCCUAUCUAGGGUGGCCCUCGCCUGGAAUGACUGCAAUACCACGACAAAACUAGCAAGUUUUAUGCAGACAUCGCUUUUCUUUGAGCUACUGGCUGCAUUCUUGAAUCAUGAGAUUGUUCCAAGCGACUUCAUACGAGAUGGUUUCAUCAACCUUAACACGGACAAAAUGGACAGACAUUUUCGGAGAUGGCGCUCGACCCUCUCGCAACUGUCACGCUCGGCGCAGAACCAAGCGCAAGAGCUUACGCGGACCUUGAUUGGAUUUGCCCAGUACAAUAGUGACCUCUUUGAGGAAGUGGCAGACCAUCUGGGCGAGGAUGAGAUUUUUGACCGGAUCUCACUAUCUGUAAAACUGCUAAUCAAUUUCUUGAGUGAGAUUUCAGAUGAUAGCUUCUCCCUAAUUGGCCCUCCUCCGUCUGGAAUCUCGAACAGUUGGCUUCGUAACGUAGUAUCACGAAGCAUGCACUGGCACAAAACCAACCUGUUCUGGCUCCAAUCGGAUGAUCACCAUGAACUCCUCCAGGAUCGUCUUGACAGGAUGAGCGAGGCCAAUCUUAAGAAUCAUCUGUAUGGCCGGUCAAAUCGGUUCCUACCGUUUCCUCUCGGCGUAGAUCAAGGAGGUCGGGCUGCAAGGCUGAUGUACAAUCUUUUUGUGAAUAACGGCUGGUGUCCGCACCGAGCCCUGCAGCUGUGUCGAUCUUACGAUUACCUUGUGCUCAAUAGCCUGGUUGGUCUGAUACGACGUCCACCCUCUGUGGAAAACCAUGCACAAUGCCUCGAGAUGCGCCGGUGCUGUUCACACAAUCUCGUUUUGGAUGGUCUAGACGAUUAUCCAUUUGCUCAUGACAGCCAUGGAGCUGAACAACAGUGUCCUUUUGUUCAUGUCCCGAUAAACCAACUGAUUGAUAUCAUUGAUUCGAGAUCUAUUCCAUUGAUAUCUCUCAGCCGAGAAGGCGACCUGGAUAUUCAAGUUGUCCGAUGUACACCAUUUAUGUCCUACACUGCUAUCUCGCAUGUAUGGUCGGACGGCAUGGGCAAUCCCCAGUCGAAUUCUCUACCGCAAUGUCAGCUCUUGCGGUUAAGAAGACUCAUAGCGGAGACAUAUAACAUUGAAAACGACCCCCUCUACGAUAACAGUACCGCUUCAUCGAUAGAACGAAAUUUCAUAGCCUGGGAGCUGAGAAAGUCGCAUGCCCAAAGCAGCUAUCGCAAAGUCGACAAGAAACGCAUCUACUUCUGGAUGGACACCCUCUGCAUCCCGACAACGAGCAGUUCACGAUCUGCCCAGCGGAACAAGGCUUUAAAAUUCAUGGCGAUGAAGCACAUCACUCCCAUUUUUGCAAGUGCGACCAAUACGCUUGUACUCGAGAAGCAAAUCCAGUCGGUCCGGUUUCCAGACCCGAGGGACGUCAGCGGAGAUGAAAUAGCAGCGCUCGUUCUCAGCUCCAAAUGGAUGCUACGGGGCUGGACCCUGGAAGAAGGGUCUUUAUCCGCACAGGUUGUCUAUCAUAUAGCCGGCAAGCCAUAUGAGAUGGCUACUACGCUGCACCAUCAGCUCCCCCGACCGGCAAACCAACACUCUCCGGCGGAACGGGCCAACAUCAUCUGUCGUCGGAAGGUACCACUCAUUCUGAAAAGAUCUCUGUUAGAGGAGAAGCUACAUAUGAUGCUAGCAACCCACAGAAAAGCAUUCUAUCUAAGCAAGGAACUCCGAGUUCCACAGUUUGUUUGGGCAUGGAACUCCCUCCUGGAGCGUUCCACGACGAAGGCAGAAGACGGGCCUCUUAUCCUUGCGAAUAUUCUGGAUUAUAACGUUGCAGCUUUCAAAAAUGUGCCAUCCGCCGCAAGGCUGAAACUGUUGAUCCAGAGUUGUGAUGAACUCCCUCUGUCAGUGUUGUACAACACCUCAGGCGAGCGGCUGUCCAUUCCAGGCCAUCCGGAGCUCGGAUGGAUACCCUGCUCUAUUGACGGCGAUCAUCUCAAUGUUGGCGGUGCAUUACGCCGAAUAAAUACCGGACCGUCUUGUAAUAAGAUCACCUACUCUAUUGAUUUUUCUGACUGCGACGUGAGGUCCCUGGUGGCCCUGCGGACCCAACCUCUAGCACCUCUACACGAAUGCCAAACAUUCUUGGUGCAAUAUAGGACACAUCCGAAUGAAGGAUACCACGAAUACAUAGUCCAGUCUCAUUCCACAGAACGAGGGGAAUCUCCACGAGAGGUCGAGCACUACGGCAUUUGUAUUGCGAUCGAUAUAUCAAUCGGCACAUCUUGCCGCCGAGGAAUGACCGGCAGAGGCGUUAGAUUUCGCAUUGAGUCUGAAAGUAGAAACUCAAUAAUCCUACAAUACCAGACACCACUAACCGUUUGGACACGGGAGCAAUGGAAAUUGAGAACUGGACAGGAACCGGCCAAUCUCCCCUGCUUCAGCAUGGAACAUGUACCUUCUUCGCAGCGCCUCCUUCUCCAAUACGGUAAGAACCCAACUUAA